Molecule: messenger RNA, 1249 nt
Organism: Tuber melanosporum (Perigord truffle)
Lineage: Eukaryota; Fungi; Ascomycota; Pezizomycetes; Pezizales; Tuberaceae
Exons: 1
Coding region: 1-651 (216 amino acids)
Biological process (GO): translation; mitochondrial translational initiation
Cellular component (GO): mitochondrial small ribosomal subunit; ribosome
Molecular function (GO): structural constituent of ribosome
Source: RefSeq, a predicted model, not a curated record
AUGGCCCGGGUAACCUCGUGUACCCGGCUUCUUUCUUCUUCCUUUCGCACCAAUCCUGUUUCCCGAUCUACUCUACGGCAAUUCACAUAUUCUGCUAUUCGAUUCGAGGACAAAAAGACCGAAACCGGGCCACAGACCCCCACCACAGCCCAGACGCCCCAUGUUGCUGCUACCACUGAUACUUCUACUCCCCAAACCACUACCCAGAGUGAAGAGUCUGAUCAAUGCGCUACACCAGCACAAUCAAUUUUGCAGCAACUCCUUGACAUGGCUGGUGCAACAUCUUUACGACCGCCUUCUCAACGUUCGUUCAAAGGAGGCAGCGUCCUUCCGACAAACAUUGUUAGUCGCAAUCCGCCGAACGCCCUCAAUGUCCCACCUAUAUCUGCCCCGUCGAAAGAACUUCCUAGGACUGGAUCGACGGCCGGCAGGACAGUCGAAGUUACCACCGAUCUCUCAUCAGCCCUCUCGAGAUUACGGACAAUAAUCGCCCAGAAUAAACUCAGAGCCGACCAGCGAGAGCAGAGGUUUCAUGUUCGACCUUCUCUGAAACGGAAGAGGCUGAAGAGUUUGCGGCAUAGGAAAAGGUUCAAGGAUGCGUUCAAGAGAUUGGUUGGAAUUGCUAUGGACAUGAAGCGAAAGGGAAUAUAGUGCUUUGGGGAGACAUCUGGUUUUUGCAGGUGUAUGUCUUGAGGAUGGAUAUAUUAUGAUAACUCGAGAGAGGUUUGAGGGAUAUCAGUUAUUGACGACUAGAAAGUAACUAACAAUGCCGGUUUGUAUCUUUUUUGCUGGUAGAGAAAGGCCAAUUGCACAUUUACUACCGGUAGUACCUACCUAUUUCUCUCUUUUUCCCUCUUCUUUUUUUGUCACUGCAAAUACUUUUGAUGCUCUGUUCAAAAUUCUGGGCAUUUGCCACUGUAUUCCAGCACCAUAUCCAGACUCGAGCACAGUUUUGAUCCAGUCCCUUGUAUUCUUCCCUAAAUACUGUACGAGUAGUGGUCAAAAUACAAUUAGAGCAGGGUGCAGCGGUGAGGCUAUGUUCUAUCAGGUACAGUGAAAAUAAGUUGGAAAAAAUGGAUAUCAUGGACAUCCACAGUACCCAUUUGUCAGUAAAAGUUACGGGUGCUCGGGCAUUUUAUUUGUUUUAUCGCGGUCGGAGUCUCGUCUGUUGAGCCUCAUUUCCCGACGUUGUCCGCUUCUCCUUUCCAUGAACCGACCCCUGAUGUUAUCCCCUUUCAUUUGAUUUUGU